This is a messenger RNA of Dicentrarchus labrax (European seabass), 4000 nucleotides long. It is a transcript of the gene smurf1, whose product is annotated as SMAD specific E3 ubiquitin protein ligase 1. Bases 222 to 2414 code for a protein of 730 amino acids. Gene Ontology annotation, biological process: ubiquitin-dependent protein catabolic process; negative regulation of BMP signaling pathway. The transcript is spliced from 18 exons. Gene Ontology annotation, molecular function: ubiquitin protein ligase activity; protein binding. The record is from RefSeq and is a predicted model, not a curated record. Lineage: Eukaryota; Metazoa; Chordata; Actinopteri; Moronidae.
CGUCAGUACGUGCUUUAGCCAGCCCGAAAAUGUUCUCUCGUGUUGUUGGGUUUCGAAGGAGCGCAGGACUUUGCGAUGAAAUAAUACAUGUUUACCCGUGAGGAAAACAAAAAUAAACCGCAUGUUUUUAAACUGAAGUUGUUCGCGUUCCCAUUGAGUGGAGAAACUGUGUUUCGGGGAGACUCCAACGGGAAGUUUGUGUGAUCGUUUUUCCCGGAGUGAUGUCGAAUCCUGGGACUCGGAGGAACGGGUCCAGCAUCAAAAUCCGACUGACAGUAUUAUGUGCCAAGAACCUCGCAAAGAAAGACUUCUUUCGCCUGCCAGAUCCAUUUGCCAAGGUUGUGGUGGACGGAUCGGGUCAAUGCCACUCAACAGACACAGUCAAGAGCACACUGGACCCCAAAUGGAAUCAGCACUACGACCUCUACAUUGGAAAGACAGACUCCAUAACCAUCAGUAUAUGGAACCACAAAAAGAUCCAUAAACGACAGGGGGCGGGUUUCCUGGGCUGCAUACGACUUCUUUCCAACGCCAUCAGCAGGCUAAAAGACACAGGAUACCAGCGUCUAGAUCUAUGUAAGUUGAACCCAUCGGAUAGUGACGCAGUUCGGGGGCAGAUUGUAGUGAGCUUACAGACACGAGACCGCAUUGGCAGCGGAGGCCCUGUGGUGGACUGCAGAGGACUGUUAGAAAACGAUGGGCCUGUGUUUGAGGGAUGUUUCAGCGAAGAGCCGCUGCCCUACUCCGACCCCACUGGUGCGGCGGGGGGCGGGAACUGUCGGCUUGACUCACCCAGCCAGGAGAACCGUCUUCAGACACAGCGGAUCAGAGGGCAGGACUCGAGAGGCCACGGCCACACCCCUCAGAACAGACCUCAUGGGCACCAACCGCCUGACCUGCCGGAGGGAUACGAGCAGCGAACGACAGUGCAGGGCCAGGUGUACUUUCUUCACACACAGACAGGUGUUAGCACCUGGCACGACCCUCGGAUACCACGGGACCUGGCCAGUGUGAGCUGCGAGGAGCUUGGGCCGCUGCCAGUGGGCUGGGAGGUCCGAAGCACCGUGUCAGGCCGGAUCUACUUUGUGGACCACAACAACCGAACCACACAGUUCACAGACCCGCGCCUACACACAAUUAUCAGCCAGCAAUCCCAAGCGAAGGAAUCCUCCCAAGCCCCCCAGAUGGAUGUGGGGGGUGAGGAGGUGGGAGGCGGGGGAGUGGGUGGAGGAGGAGGAGAUGGAGAUGUGGCAGCGCGCUACGAGAGAGACUUGGUCCAUAAGUUGAAGCUGCUCCGCCACGAACUGUCCCUGCAGCAGCCUCAAGCAGGACACUGUCGCAUAGAGGUCUCCCGAGAGGAGAUCUUUGAGGAGUCGUAUCGGCAGAUAAUGAAGAUGAGGCCCAAAGACCUGAAGAAGCGUCUGAUGGUGAAGUUCAGGGGAGAGGAGGGCCUGGACUAUGGUGGGGUAGCCAGGGAGUGGCUGUACCUGCUGUGUCAUGAAAUGUUGAACCCCUAUUACGGCCUGUUCCAGUACUCCACAGACAAUAUCUACACACUACAGAUCAACCCCGACUCCUCUAUCAACCCUGACCACCUGUCAUAUUUCCACUUUGUGGGUCGUGUGAUGGGCCUGGCAGUUUUUCAUGGUCACUACAUCAACGGGAGCUUCACGCUACCCUUCUACAAACAGCUGCUAGGCAAACCAAUCCAGCUCAAUGACCUGGAGACCACCGACCCGGAGUUGCACAAGAGCCUCGUCUGGAUAUUAGAGAACGACAUCACUUCAGUCCUUGACCACACAUUCUGCGUGGAGCACAAUGCCUUUGGGAAGUUCUUACAACAUGAACUCAAACCUAAUGGCCGCAAUAUCCCUGUCACAGAGGACAACAAAAAAGAAUAUGUGAGACUGUAUGUGAACUGGAGGUUUAUGCGUGGAAUUGAAGCCCAGUUUCUGGCUCUUCAGAAGGGAUUCAGUGAGCUCAUCCCCCAACACCUCCUCAAGCCUUUCGACCAUAAAGAACUAGAGUUGAUCAUCGGCGGACUUGGGAAGAUAGAUCUUGCAGACUGGAAGACUAACACCCGUCUGAAGCACUGCACAAGUGAAAGCAACGUGGUGCGGUGGUUCUGGCAGGCGGUGGAGGCCUUCAGUGAGGAGAGGAGAGGACGCCUCCUGCAGUUCGUCACAGGCUCCACCAGAGUCCCCUUACAGGGGUUCAAAGCGCUGCAGGGUUCUACAGGUUCUGCAGGACCAAGGCUCUUCACCAUCCAUUUGAUAGACGCCAACACAGACAACCUGCCCAAAGCUCACACGUGUUUUAACCGGAUAGACAUCCCUCCCUACGAGUCUUACGAGAAACUUUACGAGAAACUGCUGACGGCUGUGGAGGAGACCUGCGGCUUUGCUGUGGAGUGAUGACUCCACAACUAAACCAACAUACAUACAGUGACACUUGCGCUUGCACUUGCACACAACCUAUUUGACAUUUUACAUAUUUACACACACAUGAACAGAAUAUCAAGUAUGCGCAGAGUAUACGGAGUGGCCAAGCAUCACAAGGACACAUGCGGUCUCUUGCCACCUUCUUCACCACCGAACUGUUGGGGGGUUAAAGGAGGAAGCACAGCAGGAGGGGAAAAAACAGAAAAACAAACAAAAAAAAUAAAGUAUUUUAAAAUUUUUUCAGAUGUUUUGAAGAAGCAUUUUUAUCCUUCAGUUUUAACAAGCUAUGAUGUCAUUCUUCAGAAUGCCUACCGCCACAGCGAAUUCGACUCCCAACACACUUGAGUCUCCGGACAGAAUCAGCCAAUCACAUGCGAGCCUGCGAACAGAGACUUUGAAAAUCAGACAUGUGAAGAACGAGGCGGAGGCUGAUUUGUCUUUCUGUCUGACGAGCUGAUUGAUUGACUAGUAUUCAUGCUUCAUGUUUAACCACUGUCGUGUAUCAGAAUGUGUGCAUGUAGGUGUGUGUGUGUGUGAGUGCAUGUGAGACGGCGAUAGAGUGAGACUGUACUUUUGUGUGUCUGCGUGCGUGCGUGCGUGUGUGUCUGUGUCAGGCAUGGCACCCGGUUACGCUGUAAAAAUGAUCAAAAUGAGCCUGCUCCUCUGUUUUGACUUUUUGUCUCUUCCGUUUGUAUCUGCGACCACUCUGAUCCACUCUGAUAUUUUAUUAUUUAUUACUAAGUGAUUACUGACCAAGCUGCUAUAUGCUCUACAAAGAGCCCACACUAAUCUCUUCACCACCCCCUCUACCAGAGUUGAAGGGUCAAUUCACUUGCAAUUCAAGUAAUCCACAAAGUGGGUUUUAUUGAAUUUUGUUACAUUUUUUUUAACAUUCAUAUUAUUGCGGAGAAAUAUGUUUUUGUCAGUGUAUGAGAACUGUUAGUGUUUUGGUGUUUUAAAUACCAUGUUACAUUUAUUUGAUGUGAAAGGGAUUGAUCUUCCCAGCCCUAAUUUUAAAAUCUUAACUCUACUGACGGUAUGGAGAGGUCCAAAGGGCAUGACCUGGAUAUUUAACAAAAUGAGCCAUGGGGACUGAAAGAUGGAGUCAGUUUCAGGAAUUAUUGGGUUGUAUGUGACAUGUAUAAUAAAAUCUCAUAAGCCUUUCAUACAUGUUUCAUCAUCCAUUUCACCAUCUUCUUUUUUUUUUUCUUUGUGGCCCUGAUGUUUCUCUGCCAAUCUCUUUUUCUCCAUAGCCUGAAUGUUAGAAAAAGUAGUCAUCGUCCUCAAGACCACCAUGAAUGAACAAAGUCAUUAAUCCUCCAUAGAAGUGAAUGAAAUCAAAAACCUAAAUGUUGAGUGAGUAAUGUGGAAAAAGUUGGGAUCUGUUGUAGAUUGAAUAUUAAAGACUGUUAAGCAGUACUAUUUCAAUCUGCAUUUUCUAGGUUCUAAGUUCACUGUGUAAUGGAUGCAAGAGUAUUGUAACUUACUAUGUACUAAACAUUUAUGAAAAAAUACAAUGUAAAUAAGAUUAUAUUAAAAGAAAUUAAAUUGAAAAUACA